Messenger RNA from Tetranychus urticae (two-spotted spider mite), 1033 nucleotides. The record is from RefSeq and is a predicted model, not a curated record. Lineage: Eukaryota; Metazoa; Arthropoda; Arachnida; Trombidiformes; Tetranychidae.
AAUCAAGAUAAAAUCAUUGAUCUUGAAGCUGAUGGGAGUGACUCGCUCGAAGGUUUUUUGCUUUGCCAUUCGAAUGCUGGUGGUAUUGGAUGUUUCAGUGCAUUUAUGUUAGAAAAACUCAAUGACAGAUUCCCUAAGAAGCUCAUUCAAACAUAUUCAGUUUUUCCAAAUCAAGACGAAAUCAGUGAUGUCGUUGUCCAGCCAUAUAACUCUUUGUUAACUCUUAAACGACUAGCAUUAAAUGCUGAUUGUGUCGUUGUUUUAGAUAACACGGCUCUCAACAGAAUAGCUGUGGAAAGAUUGAAGCUUACUAAUCCUUCAUUUGGUCAAAUAAACUCUCUUGUUUCAACUAUUAUGUCUGUCAGUACCGCUACUUUAAGAUACCCAAGCUACAUGAACAAUGAUCUGAUUGGUUUAAUAGCACCUCUCAUUCCUACACCACGACUUCAUUUUCUGAUGACAGGAUAUACACCUUUGACAACAGAUCAAGAAGCGACAAAUAUUCGUAAAACAACUGUGCUGGAUGUGAUGAGGAGAUUACUUCAACCAUCAAAUAUGAUGGUUUCAACAGCUAUGCAUGAUAAGAAUCAGGGCCAUUGUUACAUCUCUAUUUUGAAUAUUAUUCAAGGAGAAGUUGAUCCUACUCAAGUGCAUAAAAGUCUACAGAGGACAAGAGAAAGAAAAUUGGCUCAAUUUGUGCCAUGGGGACCUGCUGGUGUACAAGUAGCCCUGUCUAAAAAAUCUCCUUACAUACAAACUUCUCAUCGAGUUUCAGGUUUGAUGCUCAACAAUCUUUAAUCUUCGACCAAUCAUCAGUAUUCAUAAUAGGCUAUAACAUAAAUAUGCCCGAGUAUCGAAGAAAAUCUGAGAUACUAUAGUAUAUCAACAAUUUAUAUCGACGAUUAUGAGUUCCAGUUCUCUAACUCUAGCACUGAUUUAUUGUACAGAAACAGAAAAUUUUAUUUCCCAAAAUAAGUGCAUUUACUGGUUGAUCACCAAAAUUUACAUCAGUAAAAUGAGUUUUAUGACAAAA